UAACACAAACGCGGGCAGAACAAAGGCCCCGUAUUUCCAGAACGCCACCCUUGCAUAAAAGUGCCCGUGCGGGUGCCUCUUGGGUUUAGUCCGUCAUGCCUCUGCCACGACGCCGCUCCUCUUUUCUGGGUCAGUCGGCGUCCUCGUCGUCGUCCGAGCGCCCCAGCUCCGCCUGCGUCCGGGUGGCACCUGGCGGGGGCUCGUGCCGCGGCGUCUUCGUGGGCACGGCGCCCCCGACAAGCGCGGCCGCCGCCCUGGGGACAAGGGUGUCACGCAGAGCCCUGGGGAUCAGCAGUAUAUUCCUGCAGGGGACUAGGAGCAGCGCUGCGCCCCUUGUGCCACGGGCGGGCGACAGGGCGGCUCAGGGCGCGGCGGGGGCCGGGACUGGCAGCGGCCUCAACAGUUGUUUGAUGGAAUACCGAGACAAAGUUCGAGCGCUGGAACAGCUCAACCAACAGCUGGAGGAGCAAAUUCGCUUGAGUUUGGACCGCAAGGCGUCCAGCGCCGGUGCAUGGGGGCCGCUCAGGGGGCAGUGGGAGGACGUCUACAGGCAGGUCAGCGAGGCCAUCCUGGACAACGCUCGUCUGACACUGCAGACGGAAAAUGUGCAAGCCAACGCCGAGGACUUCAAGGAAAGGUUCGAGAGCGAGCGUCCCUUCCGCAAGGCAGCGGAGGACGAGAUCGCGUCACUUUACAAAGUCUUGGAGGACGCCGGCGUGACCCGAGCGGAGCUAGAGGAGCAGAUGGACGCCAUGCGAGCUGAACUCCAACAACUGGAGCGACAGCACGAACAGGACGUGCGUCUCCUCUACAGUCAAAUGUCCGGACGGGAACUGGAUCAACCGGAUGCUCCUAUUGAAACCAGUCUGGACCAGAUCCUGGCUUACAUUCGGAACCACUGGGAGAAGGUGACGGAGAGGAACCGCGCAGAAACCGACAACUACCAGGAAUGCAAGGACGCCAAGUGCGUGAGCCGGCUGAGUCCAGAAGAAGAAGAACUAGAGGCGCUGAAGGUCCAGUGCUCGGAUGCCGGCUGCAAGAUACAAAGCCUGCAAGCUGAGACGGAAUCCAUCCGAGCUCUGAAACGAGGCCUAGAAAACUCGCUGGGCGACGCCCGGCAUUGGCACGACAUGGAGCUCCAGAACCUGGGCUCGGUGGUGUCUAAGAUGGAGGCGGAACUGGCAGACGUACGUGCCGAGAUGGAGCAGCAGCGCAGGGACUACGAUGCUCUCGUCGCUAACAAGCAGCGCCUGGAGCAGGAGAUCAGACUCUACCACGGGAUCCUGGACGGAGAGGAGCGACGGAUCCUUCCCGUAGAGUGUCCCGAUCCGCAGAGCAACCUCGACGAACAUUCCGGGACUCCGGCAGACGGUGGUCCCCCGGCGCCGUCUGGAACCAAAGACCCAGUGGACUCCAGUAAGCCAUGCGGUCAUUAAAGAGGAGCUGAGGAGUCAUGUGGUGUUGUGAAUGGCGAUUCCUGCUAAUGAAUGACACAAUAAAAAGUCUUUUGCUUUUCAACUGAUUCUGCUUUGAUAAACUGUACAAAAAAGAUUGACUUCAAUUUGCCUUCGUAACGCACGCUUUCAACACAUUUGAUGGGAAAAGUAUGCCGACAUCGACCGCAGAUGAUUUCGUGAUCAUAUAAUUGCCCAACCUUACAUCAAAUAUCAAGCAAUAGACUUAGCCACCAGAGGGCAAUGUUGCGCACUAUCAGUAUUGAAAUGAUUAGAAUUAAAAUUGAACAUGCAUUGUCUUUAAUGUAGUGUAAAAUAAACAAUUUCUUAAGGUCAAUUUCAAAAUAUGUCCUCAGUAUGCUUUUUAAGUGCAUUUACACAACUGAUUUAGUUAUUAAUGUGUUACUACCAAAGAAUAAAAAGUAUGAGAGGACAAAGCUAGUUUUGAUUUACAUUCGCAAGCUAGCUACUUAUGCUAGUUUAGCUUUAGUUUAUUCGUCCCACCCAGUAACAAUAGAUUGGACGUCUAACGUUGUCGAUAGUGGUGAAAGCUGAACAUCCACAGCCAGUUCUCCCAGACAGUAGCUAGCUAAGAUGUUCAGUCCUGGUCUAAAUUUUGUGCGGAAUGUGCAAUGAGUUGUUUUUACACUGUAACCUGAAACGUUAGUGUUCUGUUGAAAGAACAUUUAAUGGUAAAAUGUAUUCUAGUAAAUGUUCCUUAUGAAGAUAAUUUAACACACAAAACAAAUCAUUCCUUUUUACUUUUGAAAGAAAAUCCCAUUUAAAUAAGUGACAACCAAUCCCACAUGUAGGGAUGGUUGUCAGUCUCAAGAUGUCGCCAAAGACUGUAUUCUGUUCAAUGACAUGUUGGCGGAAAGAUAUCCAGGAAAGAGCAAUAA
Molecule: messenger RNA, 2353 nt
Organism: Corythoichthys intestinalis (scribbled pipefish)
Lineage: Eukaryota; Metazoa; Chordata; Actinopteri; Syngnathiformes; Syngnathidae
Gene: bfsp2
Product: beaded filament structural protein 2, phakinin
Exons: 7
Coding region: 96-1436 (446 amino acids)
Biological process (GO): intermediate filament organization
Cellular component (GO): cytoskeleton; intermediate filament
Molecular function (GO): structural molecule activity
Source: RefSeq, a predicted model, not a curated record